Molecule: messenger RNA, 846 nt
Organism: Spinacia oleracea (spinach)
Lineage: Eukaryota; Viridiplantae; Streptophyta; Magnoliopsida; Caryophyllales; Amaranthaceae
Exons: 1
Coding region: 1-846 (281 amino acids)
Source: RefSeq, a predicted model, not a curated record
AUGCUGUAUGUGGUAGGUGCUAAUCCACCAAGUCAUGUCAUGGAGGGAUUCGGUCGAAGAAUUUGGAGGAAUAAGGGGGUGGAUAAGGUGGUGUUGGCUGCGAAAGGGGUUUACCUGGUUCGAUUCACCACCAUGGAUAGGAGGGAUGAAGUGUUGGCUUCUACCAGACCAUUUUUUGAUAGUAAACCUAUAGUGCUGAAACCUUGGACUCAGGAUAUGGAUUUCACCAAAGAAGAUCUGCAUUCUGUUCCCAUCUGGGUAAAGCUGCAUCAAUUGGCAUUCAAGUACUGGGGUGAGAAGAGUUUGAGAAAGAUUGUUGGGCAACUGGGGGUGAUGAAACAAGUGGAUAGUGCCACUGCUAAGAGAGAUAAACUUCAAUUUUCAAGGGUUCAGAUUGAAGUCAUGGUGGAGCAAUCUUUCCCUGAUGUAAUUAAGUUCAUUAAUGAAAGGAGGGAACAAAUGGAGGUGAGAGUGGAGUAUGAAUGGAGACCUGUUGUGUGUGCUCAUUGUAAAGGUGUUGGCCAUGAAGUAGCUAAGUGCAAGAAAAUCACUGGUAGGAGGGUUUGGGUUCCAAGGCAGAUUGUAUCUACAACCAUACCUAGUGGGAGCACUGGGCUGGUGAAGGAUAACACACCUGAUAAUGCUGCUAAUAAUGAUAGUGAUACUACUGAUACAUUCACUACUGUGUCUAAUCCAAGUAGGAGAGUCUUGGCAAGACCUGUGGGGGUCAAUACUGUUAACCAAUUCCAAGCUUUAGAUGAUGAUCUGAGUGUGAGGAGUGUUAUGGGGGAUAUCAACCAAGUUCAUGCAGCUGGAGGAGGGAACUCUUCUGGAUGCAAUGGAUAG